Molecule: messenger RNA, 972 nt
Organism: Misgurnus anguillicaudatus (oriental weatherfish)
Lineage: Eukaryota; Metazoa; Chordata; Actinopteri; Cypriniformes; Cobitidae
Source: RefSeq, a predicted model, not a curated record
AUUUAAAGAAAUAUCAUCUCUAAAACUUCUCAAGAUCAUUUUUCGUAGCAUGUGGAGUCACAGAAGCUGAAAUAUACUGAUGUCAGCAGUUUCCUCAACCGUUAUCAUUUUAAUGAUACCUGAGAGAUGGGCAGACAGUGUCUGACUAUACAGGUCAUUUUCUUAAUAACAUCCUGCUCCAUUUGUGAGGUCAUGAUAAAGUCAAGGGAUUGGCUAGCCGCUAAGCCUAAGACCAAAUAAAAGCAAGAACUUUCUCUUGAAACGAUACCAAACGCAUAUUCAACAUCCCAGAAUCUACCUGCAGCCAAGUAAAGUAAGUGACCAUGUGGACAUCUCUCCUGUGUCUUCUUCUGGCCGGUGCGGUAUCCGCAGCACCACUUUCGCCGUUUUUCAAUUUUCUCCCCCAUUAUGGCAACCCAGGCCAGGGAACUAACGGUGUUUUCCCUGGCAUGCCUUCACAGCCACAUCCUCCAAUCAGCAUGGAAAUCAUAUUUCCUCAGCGGUUCCCAAAUAAUGCAGCAGGGGGAGCUGGCGGCCAGACAUUCCCCACACAAGCGUUCAUCAAGUACUCUCUCCCAAAAGCCCCAGGCAGAAAAAGUGUGGAAAUUUUUUACCCCUAUGACUUCUCUCAGCACCAGGACUUACCAAACAUUCCCCAGAUUCCUCAAAUUCCAAAUAUCUUCCCCUUUGAGUAUGUGCCUCAAACAGCUGCUCAACAGCCACCCAUGGUCCCCCCAUUCCAAGAUGUUCCUCCACAAUCCACUGAUCCUCAGCAGCAAGCCCAGCAAGAGCAACAGGUCCAGACAGGAGAGGGACAGGUGCAGCCAUGAGGACUGUUUCGGAGUGAAAAGAUGUCAAGCUACAAGACUCUGGAGCUGUUUUUGUCUAAUGCUAAUUAGAAUUAGUAUAUAUUUUAUCUGUAGAAAUAAUUUAAAAUAAGAUUUUUUUUAACAUAAACAAUACAAAAGAAAU